Molecule: messenger RNA, 1894 nt
Organism: Populus trichocarpa (black cottonwood)
Lineage: Eukaryota; Viridiplantae; Streptophyta; Magnoliopsida; Malpighiales; Salicaceae
Product: aspartic proteinase
Exons: 14
Coding region: 103-1641 (512 amino acids)
Biological process (GO): proteolysis; lipid metabolic process
Molecular function (GO): aspartic-type endopeptidase activity
Source: RefSeq, a predicted model, not a curated record
UCUCUCCUUGUUUCUAUAUAUUCUCCUCUCUGCUCCUCUUCGGUCUCUGUGACACACACUAUCUCUCCUUUUUUAUUUUGGCUUUUCAAAAUCUGUGUAAAAAUGGGAGUGAACUUGAAAGCAAUUGGGGGGUUUGUGCUUCUUUCAUUUUUGUUGUUUGCUGUGGUAUUAUCCGAGUCAAAUGAUGGUUUGCUUAGAAUUGGAUUAAAAAAGGUGAAAUUUGAUAAGAACAACCGGAUUGCUGCACGGCUUGAUUCCCAAGAGGCUUUGAGAGCUUCUAUUAGGAAGUAUAAUCUCCUUGGUAAUCUUGGAGAAUCUGAGGAUACUGAUAUAGUUGCGUUAAAGAACUAUUUUGAUGCUCAGUACUAUGGUGAGAUUGGUGUUGGGACUCCUCCUCAGAAAUUCACAGUGAUUUUUGACACUGGUAGCUCCAAUUUGUGGGUGCCAUCAUCUAAGUGCUAUUUGUCGGUUGCAUGUUACUUCCAUUCCAAGUACAACUCUGGAAAGUCGAGUUCCUACAAGAAGAAUGGAAAAAGUGCUGAAAUUCAGUAUGGCAGUGGAUCCAUUUCUGGUUUCUUCAGUAUUGAUGCUGUCGAAGUUGGUAACCUGGUUGUGAAAGAUCAGGAAUUUAUCGAGGCAACUAAGGAGCCUAGUAUCACAUUUUUGGUGGGCAAGUUUGAUGGUAUUUUGGGACUUGGGUUCAAAGAAAUUGCAGUAGGAGGUGCUGUUCCAGUCUGGGACAACAUGAUUAAACAGGGUCUCAUCAAGGAACCGGUAUUUUCUUUUUGGCUUAACCGCAAUGCGGAUGAUGAAGAAGGGGGAGAAAUUGUAUUUGGUGGGAUGGACCCAAAUCAUUACAAGGGCAAGCACACAUAUGUUCCUGUGACACAGAAAGGCUAUUGGCAGUUCGACAUGGGUGAUGUCAUUGUUGGUGAUAAAUCAACCGGGUAUUGUGCUGGUGGUUGUGCUGCAAUUGCGGAUUCUGGAACUUCCUUGUUGGCAGGUCCAACGGCUAUAAUUACCAUGAUAAAUCAUGCCAUUGGAGCCUCUGGAGUGGUUAGCCAGCAAUGCAAGGCUGUAGUUUCACAGUAUGGGGAAGUCAUUAUGGAUUUGCUGCUGUCCGAGGUACAGCCAAAGAAGAUCUGCUCUCAAAUUGGACUCUGCACAUUUGAUGGAACCCGUGGCAUAAGCAUGGGCAUUCAGAGUGUGGUGGACGAGGGCAAUGACAAGUCAUCUGGUGUUCUUGGUGAUGCUAUGUGCUCUGCUUGUGAAAUGGCAGUUUUCUGGAUGAGAAGCCAGCUUCAGCAGAACCAGACACAAGAUCGUGUAUUGGACUAUGCCAAUCAGCUCUGUGAACGUGUUCCAAACCCGACAGGACAAUCAACUGUUGACUGUGGAAGUGUUCUUUCAAUGCCUAGAAUUGCCUUCACCAUUGGAGGCAAAGAGUUUGAGCUUGCCCCAGAGGAGUACAUUCUCAAGGUUGGCCAAGGUUCAGCGGCCCAGUGCAUCAGUGGCUUUACUGCUUUGGAUAUACCUCCUCCUCGUGGACCUCUUUGGAUACUGGGAGAUGUUUUCAUGGGACGCUACCAUACUGUCUUUGAUUCUGGAAAGCUUAGAGUUGGAUUUGCCGAGGCAGCGUAAAGGAUUUUUCUUUGGGGUCCUUGUCUCAAAUUCCUCCCCUUUAUCAACUAAUAUGUAAUGUAGGGAGUCACUGGCGAAUAUGAAAGUGCUGGCCGCAGCUUUAAAUAAGUAGUUUUUCUUGUAGAUAUUCGCUUGCUUGCUUCCUUCUUUCAAGUUUUAGUAGCAGAGAUUGAUGCAGUAGAGAGUGACAUGAAGUGAAUGUGGGUUUAAGUUCCGUGUGCCUUUCCCCCCCUUAAUCCAUGCAGUUAUCUGA